Bombus terrestris (buff-tailed bumblebee) is the source of this 1595-nucleotide messenger RNA. RefSeq lists its product as uncharacterized. The coding region runs from base 824 to 1444 and encodes 206 amino acids. The record is from RefSeq and is a predicted model, not a curated record. NCBI's taxonomy places the organism in Eukaryota, Metazoa, Arthropoda, Insecta, Hymenoptera, Apidae. The transcript is spliced from 4 exons.
UGUUAUGAACACUGCGGUGGUAAGAUCUUGUUGGGAGUGAAGUAUUUGACCCACACGGUACGCUGUCUGAUGAUGAACUGUCCUCCUACGUUGCUGAUUCUCCCUACCAGCCGUUGGGUUUCGUCUGUCCAACGUAACUUUUCGGCUGGGUUUUUCCCAGAGUUUUUUACCUGAAAUCAGAGUCAUUAGGUUUACAGCUCGGGGAGGACAUGUAAUUCAGAAUUUCCUAAAGAAGGGAAUGGGCCUGUCCGAACUCAAAUUCCGCACUCAAAAUUCCGAACAGUAAGUAAGUUGUAACUCCUAUAUAGGCGAUCAGAUUGAUUUCAGAUUCUAUCAAUAGUAAUGAAAUUUCCCUAAGUUUUCUAUGAUACACAUAACGUGUUGAGAAAAAUCUUGGUAAAAAUAAUGUUAACUAUAGAAGUGUUUUCGUGAUCUACUAUACGUAUUGCGAAGAAAUUUCACUUAUGACGUCAUUAAUAUAAUUUUCGAUGAUAGCUUUCGAUCGUUGAAUGAUUUUUCUUUCGAUAUCGAAUUAUUUGAUUGCAAAUGAGCUUUCGAAGAAACACGUACAUACACGGUCGACGGCUGUUUGUGUGCCUUGUUCCUAGAUUGUGAAGCAGAUCGAAAGAGAAAGUAAAAGUCUGUCGUAAGAGCGUAAACCAACUUUAUAACCGACUACAACGUAAUGUGUUAGUCGCUGGAUGACUGCGAUACAAGGAACGUCCUAUGCGAUAAAUCUUCAGUUCUGUUCUAAUUGUCUUCGUUUCGUACACGGUAAAACGAUUUUCUGGCAAGAAGUAGAAGAAAAAUCGCGUCAACAACGAUGUGGGGGAGUCUUGGAAAACGAAGAACCUUGAGAUUUUGUAUUUUGAUACUUGUCUGUUGGUUCGAUUUAUCGAUCGGAUUACCCGUGGAACAACCAACCAGAUUCACCUUAAAUACGGGAGAUACGAAUUCGAGAAAUGUUGCUACAAGGAUAGUGUCUAAUUACGCGCCAGGCGAGGUUUUGGCCAGCGAGACACAGACCAUGGCGACAGUGGUAGUGCAGAAAUCGGUGGCCUUGAACUACGAACCAAUAUCCUCGGCAACGACCCAGUAUCCGCCAGUUACGAACACUCGACCAAACGCGCGCGAAACUGUGAGAUUGGAGAACGAAACUGCGCAAAGUCUCUUAGAAAAGCCAAUUUCGAAACCUAUCGCGAACGUUUUGGAAUCUUUCCUUAAUCCUACACCAUUGGUCGAUGGUAUCAGAGAGGAGGAAAAAUAUGGAAACUCUGGGGACAAGUUUAUCGGCAUUGGUCGGACUCUGGUCGAUGGAUUCGAGAAGUUUAGCAAUUUUCUGAACGGUGUCGUUGACUUUCCACGCAAGACUGUCAAAACGAGUACCCAGGAAAUCACAGACUUUUUAAAUAAAAUAGGAGCUCGUCUGGUCGGAUUAGAGUAAUGUAAAUAUCAUAAUUUAUAAGAUCGUCUUAUUCGGUGUUCUAAUUGUCUUUUUUUUGUUUUGUUUUGUUACUCGAAUAAACUUGUUUGUUUUUUACUGUGUCGUUUUAUGAAACACAAAGUGAUUUUCCCGCCAGUUGAUUAGAAAAACA